This is a messenger RNA of Closterium sp. Naga37s-1, 1893 nucleotides long. NCBI's taxonomy places the organism in Eukaryota, Viridiplantae, Streptophyta, Zygnematophyceae, Desmidiales, Closteriaceae. The record is from the annotation of a GenBank genome assembly.
AUGCCGCUGCUGCCAGUGGCGCAGGCAGACGCUCUCCCCCCCACGCUUCGCAUCAGCAGCAUGAAGGAAGGUUCCAUGAAGGCGGGAGGUACGGCGGAGGGCGGGGCAGGGGCCGGGGAGGGGGGCCUAUGGGGCCUGGGCACAUGCAUGCACAUGCAGCUGGACAUGCGUAUGGGGGCAGGCAUGGGCGGCAUGGGCGAGGCAGGUAUGGGGGUGGGCAUGGGUCCAGGUGGGAGUGGGGGAGUUGGCAUGGUGAAGGGCGGGAGGAUGAUGGCAGGCAGUGGGGUUGGGAGGGAGGAGUAUGGGCAUGGCCCCCCUAUGGGCUAUGGGCGAGUGCCUGUGGAUGCGCCACUUGGCAGGAUGGGAGUGGACGGUGGGGGUUUCGGUAGGAGGGGAGGGGAGGUGCUGGGCCGAAGGCAGGAGGGGGCAAGGGAGGUUGGGUUAGGGGUGGGAGAGAGGGAGGAGAGGGACAGAGACGGAGGGGAGAGGAGGGGGGCGUGGAGAGAGGAGCGGGAGGAGAGAGGUGAGAGGAGUGAAAGGAGUGAGAGGGGUGAGAGGGUGAAGGAGAAGUGGAAGGAUGAGAGAGAGAAGGAGAGGGGAUUGAAGGAGGAGCGUGGAGGGAGUGUGGGUCCGGAGUCAGAGAGGAGUGCGAGGAGAGGUGUGAAGGAGGAGAGGGGUGAGAGGAGGGAGAGGGGCGAAAGGAGGGAGAAGGAUGAGAAGGGCGAGAAGGGUGAGAGGGGUGGAAGAGGGGAUAAGGGGGAGAGGGGGGGCCGCGAGAGGGAAGAGAGAGAGGGAGGAAUAGAGAGGGUGAGUGAGGAGGGGAGAGGCAGGGAUAGGCACAAGCAGAGGGGUAGAGAGAAAGGCGGGGAGAAAGAGCGAGGAGAGAAGGAGAGGGAACGGGAGAGGGGAAGGGAGAGGGGAGCAAGUGUGGGUGAGGAGCGGGAUAGGGAGGUGGCAGGCAGGGGGGAGGAGAGGGCGGGGAUGAAGGGAGACAAGGAGGGGAGGCGAGGCGAGAGGGAGGGUUGGAGAGGUGGUGAGUGCAUGGGUCGAGAGGGUAUGGGGAGUGAGGGUGCAGGCAAGGAGGCACCGGUGGUUGACCUGCGGGCGAAGCUGCGCGAGGAGAAGGAGAAGGGGCGUGGUGGGCGCGGCAGGGAGAAGGACGCACGGGACUGGGAGGGGGACGAACGGGAGGAGAGGGGGCGCGAGCGUGGGUGGGGGAGGGAUGAGAAGGAAAGGGGGAAGGAACGAGGCAAGGAGAGGGGUGGGGUUGGCGGGUCUGACGGAUUGGCCGAGGUGGGAGGGGAGAGGAGGCGCGGAGGGGAGGCAGGAGAAGGGGAGAGGGGCGAGCGGCACGCACACCGGGGCAUGGGUGCUGCAGAGGAUGGCAGGCGGGCCGGUGGUGCCCCUCACUCGCCCUCCCCUGCUGCUGCUGACACUGCUGCUGCUUCAGGUGUUGGUGGUGGUGGUGUGCGGCGCAGUGCGGUGCAGCGCACUGACGGGCAUCUGGUGGUGCAGGUGGGGGGGCGAGGGGGGGACGGGGCGGAGGACAGGCGGGGAGGGGGGGCGUGGCGGGAGAGUCAGGGCCACCUGGUGGUGCACGUGGGGGCAGGGGGCGGGGGAGGGGAUGGUCGCAGGGCGAGUGGGGGGGAGGAGGGUGGUGGUGGCGCAUAUGGCGGGGCGAGUGGUGCAGGGGGGAGGAAGCGCAAGUCAGAUGACGGCGGGGACAGGCGCGGUGACAGGGAGGGACCAGGCGAAGGAGGGGGGGGAGUGGGGAUGGGGGGAGAGGCGGGCAGCAUGGCAAGUGGUGGUGCAGGUGGCAGGGCGGAGGGGGAAGGGGCGGGAGGAGGGGAAGGCAAGACGGAGCGGCCGGCACGCAAGAGGCGGUGGGCAUGA